AUGGAGGUGCAGUCGUACUACACCAAGCUGCUGGGGGAGCUGAACGAGCAGCGCAAGCGGGAUUUCUUCUGCGACUGCAGCAUCAUCGUGGAGGGCAGGAUCUUCAAAGCCCACAAGAACAUCCUGUUCGCCAACAGCGGCUACUUCCGAGCGCUGCUCAUCCACUACAUCCAGGACAGCGGGCGCCACAGCACGGCCUCGCUGGACAUUGUCACCUCCGAGGCUUUCUCCAUCAUCCUGGAUUUCCUCUACUCGGGGAAGCUGGAUCUGUGCGGGGAGAAUGUCAUCGAGGUGAUGUCCGCCGCCAGCUACCUGCAGAUGACCGACGUGGUCAACUUCUGCAAAACCUACAUCAGGUCCUCCUUGGACAUCUGCAGGAAAAUGGAGCGGGAAGCGGCGUUUUACCAGGCUGACAGCGGCAGCUCGGCCAGGGAGGGCACCUCCGUGGGCUCCAGGAGCGCUGCCUCCGCGUCCUCCGUGCAGGAGAAGAUUCCGGAAUGCCGGCGGGACCCUCCCUGCGGCGACUGCGGCGGCUGCCAGCCCCUGGAGCUGGUGGCCAGGGAGCCGCUGAGCAGCGGCUCCCCCGAUGGCUCCUCGCUGCCCAGAGGGGUGGAACCCAAGGUGGAGUUCGACCCCGACGAGGCGGAGGCGGAGGCGGGCGGGCGGCUGGCACAGUACCCCGCGCCCGCCUCGCUGGAGCAGGUGGAAGAGGGGCAGUCCCUGGAGCUGGCCUGCAACAAUUUCCACAUGAAGCAGUUCCUGGAGGCUCUGCUGCGCAACAGCUCGGCCCCGAGGAAGGAGGACGUGGUGCAUCACUUUGUCCGGGGAUUUGAGGGUAGGGCUGAGGAUGCAGGAGUAGCCGUGAGCUCCAUGAUGGACAUUCACAGCGACUGGUAUGGUGAGGACACAGGUGACGUGCUGGUGGUGCCCAUCAAGCUGCACAAGUGCCCGUUCUGCCCCUACACGGCCAAGCAGAAGGGGAUCCUGAAGCGCCACAUCCGCUCGCACACCGGGGAGCGGCCGUACCCCUGCGAGACCUGCGGGAAGCGCUUCACCCGCCAGGAGCACCUGCGCAGCCACGCCCUGAGCGUCCAUCGCUCCAACAAGCCCAUCAUCUGCAAGGGCUGCAGGAGGACCUUCACCAACAGCCUGUCCCAGGGGCUGCGGCGCUUCGGGCUCUGUGACAGCUGCACCUGUGUCACCACCACCCACGAGGACUCCCUGCCCAUCAACCUCAGCCUCGUGGAGACGGCCUCAGAAGGGCAGGAAAAGGGGGAUGCUGACAAUGAUUGGCCCAUCUAUGUGGAGUCUGGAGAGGAAAAUGACCCAGCGGAGGAUGAUGAUGGCGAUGACAAGCAGGAAAUCCACCGGAGUUUGUCAGACAGAGAGACUUUGAUGUAGCAGUGAGAGGAGAGGGGGAGCACUGAGAGGUUCCCUGGCAGUGUCUGUGACAGAAAACUGCACAUUUGCUCAAGCA
Molecule: messenger RNA, 1477 nt
Organism: Vidua macroura (Pin-tailed whydah)
Lineage: Eukaryota; Metazoa; Chordata; Aves; Passeriformes; Viduidae
Gene: ZBTB8B
Product: zinc finger and BTB domain containing 8B
Exons: 3
Coding region: 1-1401 (466 amino acids)
Biological process (GO): regulation of transcription by RNA polymerase II
Molecular function (GO): DNA-binding transcription factor activity, RNA polymerase II-specific; RNA polymerase II cis-regulatory region sequence-specific DNA binding; protein binding
Source: RefSeq, a predicted model, not a curated record